This is a messenger RNA of Zerene cesonia (dogface butterfly), 3953 nucleotides long. RefSeq names its product max dimerization protein 4-like. Gene Ontology annotation, molecular function: DNA-binding transcription factor activity, RNA polymerase II-specific; RNA polymerase II cis-regulatory region sequence-specific DNA binding; protein dimerization activity. Gene Ontology annotation, biological process: regulation of transcription by RNA polymerase II. The coding region runs from base 131 to 838 and encodes 235 amino acids. The record is from RefSeq and is a predicted model, not a curated record. Lineage: Eukaryota; Metazoa; Arthropoda; Insecta; Lepidoptera; Pieridae. The transcript has 7 exons.
UGUGUUUUUGACAUCGGCUAAUGCAGUCGUGAACUUCGGAGCGGAUAAAUAUACUUUUAUUUAUAGUUUUUAAUCGAAUAAAGUCGUGUUACGUUUGUGAACGCGUGUGUUUAACCGGGAUACAAUAAAUAUGAGUAUUGCUGACCUGAUCCAAGCUGCUGAAUACAUCGAAAGGCGUGAUAGAGUUUUCUUUGUUGCAGAGUCGGAGCACGGGUACGCGUUAAAUUUGCCGGCGUGCGAAGAGUUACGUUCGGGAGGAAGGCGGCCGAAAACGAAGAAAUCGCAGGGCAGCAGGACGACUCAUAACGAGUUGGAAAAGAACAGGAGAGCACACCUCAGAAGCUGCUUGGAGAAACUCAAGGACAUGGUACCACUCGGCCCCGAAGCGUCGCGACACACAACAUUAGGAUUAUUAACAAAAGCGAAAAGAUUUAUAAAGAGUCUAGAAGAACGAGAAAAGAGGCAUUCAAGUCACAAGGAGCAGCUGGCGCGCGAGCAGCGGUACCUGCGCAGGCGGUUAGCGCAGUUGCGGGCGACGCGUGACGUCACGCGCUCGCUCUCUGAGAGCUCGAUGCACGCGCACGCGACGCGAGCGGACUCGCUGUCGUCCCUCGAGUCGUCAUCGGGCGUAUCCACGGCCGAGCGGUCGCCGUCAUCCGUCUCCGAAAGCGACGAGGUGGACGUGAUCGGCUACACUUCGAACCAGAGCGACAGCGAGUCGCUAGUGUCGGGGCACAGCGGCGACAGCGGCGUGGGCGUGGGCGCGGCGCGCGGGCGGCGGCCGCGGCGCUGCCCCAAGCCGGCCAAGCACCGCGCCACGCGCUACACGAGAGUCUAGGUGGUAUGUGGUGCGCGAGGCGGCGGCCCGGUGUCGCGCGCGUCUCCGCUACAACAAAACAAUCGUAGGACAUUUUGUUGAUUCAUGUACUGGGACGACUGUUGUUCGUGACUGAGUGGGGAUCCCGUCCCGUGACAGAGUGACUCGCCGGAGUGACAACCGCGCCGCGACACGCGACACGCGACACGCGGCACGCGACAACGCGCAACGACGCGCGCCGACACGCGCCAACACGCGACAUCGCGCGACACACAACACACGACACCGCUAACCAUUACCGAGUACAAAAUUGCCAAAAAGUUUUUUUUUUCGUUAUAUCUCUCUUGUACACGUUUGGAUUGAAUGUUUAUUUUUAUUCGUCAUCCGCUUACUUGUUCACGUUAUCAUCACAAGGUACCGUGGAAUCGCCCGUCACCACCGUAUCGCGGGUGUUGCUUUUUGUUAUACGCUUUUUCUCAUUUUAAAAGUCACUGUAAAAAAAGUAAAAUCUUUCGGUACUUAUUGUAACUGAUUUUACUAAAUAAAUAAGAGAUGUCGCUACUUAUCCUAGCAGCGAAUGUUGUAUAGAUAAAUAUCAAUAUUAUAUUUUUUGUAUAUAAUUAUUUUUCUUGUAUAAAUUAAUCAAAUAGAAUUAGAUCUGUAAAAGUGCGGCAGUGGAGCUGCCACAAAAUUAUAACGUAUGGGGAUCACACUGAUGACGACCCACCAAAAAAAGUUUAAUUAAGGUGUAACAAUCUUUUUUUUUAUAAUUACACAGAACGGUUAUAAAGCAUCACGACUUGCGAUUGCAAUAACAAACAAGUCGCAACAUUGAUUGUGUCGGAAGUUUUUUAUCUGUGCUAAUGUCAAAUGUCUGUAAAGUAUACCUUGCACACAUGUUACAGCACAAACGAUAAAUGGACACGAUUCAAAGCAAAAACGAACUAACAUCCUAUUUUUAAGUAUUAAUAUUGAUUUAUUAAUGAUCUCACUGCAUUGUCACGAAACUGUUCUGGUAAUGUGUCAUUGUUAUUGUGAAACGUAACGUGGAAAUAUAAGCUCUAAGUAUUUAUUUAAUCUAAAUUUAUAUUUACAAAAUUCAGACUUACUAAAUUAUUAUUUAUAUAGCAUGUGUAUAGAAGAAAUGACAUUAUUACUAGCACGGAUUUCGAUUUAUAUCGACACUUGUACCAAAAAAGGAAAUAUUUUAUGAAAGCUCGACAAUACAUCUUGUUGAUACAAUCAAAUACUAGCUGAAAUUUAGAGUACACAAUAUAUUUUUGUUAUUACUAUUAUAUCUUAUAAUUAAUAAAUUGUUAAUUCUUUUUACUAUGUACGAAUGGUUUCAUUGUAUAUAAUUUUUCGUCAUGGUAACACAGCCCAAAUUAAUCUCAUCUUCACCUAUCCAAAUAUCGGAUCAUUCAUAUUGUAAAUUGUUUUAGGUAUGGAUGUUAUGAUAAGUAUAGUUGUAAUCAUUUGUAAUUAUAUUUGUUUUAGAAAUGACAGCCUGAUCUCUUAAGGUUAUAUCAGUAGCGGCCGAGCCGCCUUAUCCGUCGGGCGCCAUUGCAGUUUGCACAACUCACGCACUGGCCACUGACGCGCUACGUUCCCGCCAAAAUUGACAUUGACGUUUUGUUUCACAGUGUUGUCUUUAAUAAAAACAUCCCUAAAUGCAAAUAUUUCUUUCACAACAAAUAAAAUCUUUCCGUUUCAUGUAUCCAUAUUUUUAUUUUAACACUUAAGAUCUAGUCUUUAGCAGAAACUGUGUCAAUUUUGGCGAUGUUACCGUGUAGCGCGGUCCAGCCCGAUGUCGUGUCAGCUUUCACAUGUUAUGAUCAUGCGAGCGUCAACUCUUGUGUUGAAACGCAAUGAAUACGAGGCCAGUAUCGGAAUUGUACCGGUGUGUCAACGCCAGGAGUUGCGCGACACUGUGUCUGUUGAAUCCUGUCUCAAUUGUAAAAAUAUAUAUUAUAUAAUAUUCGUAAAUUAAUUUAAUAUAUCACAAAAUUAUUUAUUUUACGUUAUCAUUUUUCGAUAAUUUAUCCGGUACCAGUGUUUUGCUUCACGCCCCAUCGAUCGGUCGCCACAGUCCGCAUUCAUCGCUCAAGGUUAUUUGCAAUCGAGUGUAUCGGGUUUACGGCGACGGGACGCUAUAAGAGUACAAAUUCUGUAUAAGCCCCUACUUGAGUGUUAAUUGUAAAUGUUAAUUGUAAACACGAAACAGGGAGAAGUAUCGCAUCACGCGGCGCGUGUGCGCGGGCGACAGUUGUAGCCUACGUCCAGUCAGAUCUGCCUUCGGUGUUGUCUCUUCCUUAACUAAAUUUUGUCUGUAUCCUAUUGCUACAGUGAAUUUGUUUUGCGAUAUCUUCCAACUGUCCCCUCUUCUAGUAGUGCGAGCGCGUAGGGCGCCCUACGUACACAGGUGUAUCACUGUAACGAUAGGGUAUUAGCAAUGGCGCGACGCACUGUAAGCGCGCGCCGCUCGUUAGAUAAGAAAUGUGUUAUUAGAAAAAAAUUGCAAUAAAUUCUCGUCCGACGUCUCUCGCCGCUCCUCGACUGUAUACCCAACUUAGUCGCUGUAAAUUGUAAAAUUUAGUCCGGCGUGUAAAAAUAUCAGUGUGUAAAUAUUUGGAGCCAAAAUUUUUAUACAAAUUAUUUCAUAAAUAUAUUCUUGGACCAAGUUGAUGGUGGAGCGGCGAGGCACGCGACGGCGCGGCGCCGCCCGCUCGCCGCACUCGCCCGCCUUGUUCCACGGGGAUUGUUUUGUAUCCGGCAUAUAGCAACACCGAGAUGACGUUCCAAAGCCGAAAUCUUAGCGAGCGCGUUAAUUGUCGCUAGCGCUUCGGUAUUAGAGAUAUUUAUUGAUGGCGACCUCGUUCUGUGUUGCUUUAUGGUCAAAUGAAUAGAGGCGGCGGAGUCGGGCCGAGUGUUGCGAGAUGCAAUGCUGUAUUCAUUUUGAGCAGUCUCGGCGCUCGCAGCCAAUCGUUGUCUGAUCGUAGAGGCAAACAUUAGGUACUAUUGUGACUACUGCUAACGGACUUGGCAGCAUUAUUCAAUGUAAUUGACGAAAAGUGGCACACAAUUUUACAAUAUGUAAAAAAGUUAUAGAAUUAAUUUAAUAAAAUUAUAAUUAAAA